AUGUCUACCGCUACUCUCCAACCAACUCCCAUCCACCGCAGCAAGCCCGUCGCUGCCCCUCACACCACCACCACCACCAUUCACAGCCGCCAGGUCCUCGCCGCUCCCUCGCGCAAGACCAUGUCCGUCACACAAACCUACUACCUCGCGCACAAGGCGCGCGCCAAGCUCUCGCGCGAGGCCGCCCAGCCCGACCACGACCUGCGCCUGCUCGUCGGACACGCCAACCUGCUCGACUCGCUCAUGGUUGAGCUCGCCGACGCCGAGCGCGAGCAGGAGCGCUGGUUCAACCAGUCUGUCCGCGGCACCUCCAAGACGCCGGCCGCGAAGCAGCGCCACAUCCAGUGGGCGGAUCGCAUCGUCGAAGAGCCCGCCACAGCCGAGGACGAGUCCGACUCGGACUCGGACUCGGAUUCCGACUUUGACUAUGACGACGAGGACGCCAAGAUGACCACUGCGCUCCCGACCAUCACGGUCGAGCAGGUCGAUGAGGAGGAGGACGACGAGGAGGAGGACUAUGCUCAGCUCGAGCUCGUCCGCACGCCCUCGCAUAGCAGCUCGCCGCCGGAGCUCCUCCUCGACCACCACGACGACGACUCGUCCGACGACGAGUCCAUGCCGCCCUCGCCCGCCGAGGCGCCCCUACCCUUGCCAGACACCAAGCACGCCAAGGAGCAGCAAGUGUACGGAGAGGAAGAGUACUACAGCCGCCGCAACCCGACCGGUCUGGUAUCGGCCAUCAUGGUCUACUAG
Cordyceps militaris CM01 is the source of this 753-nucleotide messenger RNA. RefSeq lists its product as uncharacterized. Bases 1 to 753 code for a protein of 250 amino acids. NCBI's taxonomy places the organism in Eukaryota, Fungi, Ascomycota, Sordariomycetes, Hypocreales, Cordycipitaceae. The record is from RefSeq and is a predicted model, not a curated record. The transcript has a single exon.